Molecule: messenger RNA, 842 nt
Organism: Triticum aestivum (bread wheat)
Lineage: Eukaryota; Viridiplantae; Streptophyta; Magnoliopsida; Poales; Poaceae
Exons: 1
Coding region: 183-503 (106 amino acids)
Source: RefSeq, a predicted model, not a curated record
CCGCACUUCCGCUGCACGUUACCCCGCCGCUGCUAGGCGCCAUCGAUCGCCUAUAAAAUUGGUCAAGACGCCGUGUGCUGAGCCCAUCCAUCGAUCCGCGCUGACCCCUGUCGUUGGGUGUUCCACUUUGCUUCCCCCACUAGCUAGCUAAGCUCCAUCUGCAUCCAUCUAUCCAUCCUCCCAUGGCGUCCGUGAAGCUCGCCGCCGUCCUCUUGGCGUGCGCCGCGCUCAUGGCGACGGCGGCGGCGUACGCGCCGUACCGGCCGGAGCCCGAGCCCUGCAAGACGCAGGCCAUGUACUUCAAGAACUGCCUCCUCCUCGUGAGCGAGUGCGAGAAGUGCUGCACGGGCGUGGUGGCCGACCCCGCGUGCUACUGCGAGGUGGAGCGGGAGGCGUUGAUCGACUGCGCGCCCGGCCACCACUGCAGCCGCGCCGACAAGAAGAUCAAGAUCGCCGAGAUGAACCUCUCCUGCAUGAAGAACCUCAAGUGCAAGCAUGCGUGAUGGCCGGUACGGUACCUUAGCUGCAGCUUCCUACUACAAGUAUAUCUCGUCUCUCGUUUGUGUGUCCAUCUCCGAGAGUUGAUGUGGACUUUGUGGUCUGGCUUUGUUCCCACUAUGAUGAUGGUUGUGUUGUGUCGUACGUCCCUAUGUAAACUUUGGUAUUAACAACAUGGUGCUUGAUCUAAAACUAUCCACAUCAUCGUUGUUGUACGCUUCUAUCAUGUACUCCUUCUAUUCAGAAAUACUUCUCAGAAAAAUGGAUAAAAAUGGGUGUAUUUAGAACAAAAAUACAUUUGGAUACAUCCAUCUCUUCGGCAAAUAACAUAUAUUUCUCCACAA